Messenger RNA from Aethina tumida (small hive beetle), 833 nucleotides. It is a transcript of the gene Vps25, whose product is annotated as vacuolar protein-sorting-associated protein 25. Gene Ontology annotation, molecular function: structural molecule activity; protein homodimerization activity. Gene Ontology annotation, cellular component: ESCRT II complex. The record is from RefSeq and is a predicted model, not a curated record. The transcript has a single exon. Lineage: Eukaryota; Metazoa; Arthropoda; Insecta; Coleoptera; Nitidulidae. The coding region runs from base 141 to 671 and encodes 176 amino acids. Gene Ontology annotation, biological process: protein transport to vacuole involved in ubiquitin-dependent protein catabolic process via the multivesicular body sorting pathway.
GAUAAAGCUCUCUUACUUAUUUGAUACAAUGCAAACAAAUUUCAAAACAUGAUAAGUUACCAAUGGUAACUGUCAUCAAUGACAACUAAAAGUGAGGUUACUGUUAAUUUGUUCAGCAUUAUAAGACAAUAUACGUAAAUAUGGCAGACACCGAAGUGGACUGGCCAUGGCAAUAUAGUUUUCCACCGUUCUUCACGCUCCAACCGCAUCCCGAAACCAGAGAGAAGCAAGUGGCCGCUUGGAAGUCACUGAUUUUGGAGUAUUGUAAGCAAAACCGAAUGUGUAUUAUUGAUGUUAGGGAGGCUCAUCAGUUGCCGUUAUUUAACAACACCACAAUCAAUAGAAAACUCGAUUCAACAGUUAUUGUUUCUAUAUUGUCUGAGCUGCAGAAAACUGGGAAUGCUGAAGCCAUCGAUAAAGGAAAGAAUCGUUGGGAAGUGUAUUGGCAUACACGGGAAGAAUGGGCUUCAAUAAUAUACGAAUAUAUAUGUAAUAAUGGCUUGCAGAAUACGGUGAUGACGUUAUUUGAAAUAAAUCAGGGUGAUACACAAGAUGAAGAGUUUCAUGGUUUGCAUACAGAUGUGCUAAUCAAAGUGCUUAGAGUGUUGGAGGAUGAAAGGAAAUGUGAACUGAUUUUAUCGGACGAUGAUCAAGGUGUGAAGUUCUUUUAAAUAAUAAAUAGUGUAAUCAACUAAAUAUAUGUAUUGUUAAGAAAUUUUUAUAAAUCUGCUGUAUCUCACUGUUACAAUGAACUGCUUGUUCAUUUUAGUUGUAUGCCUCUUGAGUAAUAUUUAUUGUUUAAUUAUGUAAAAAAUAUAUUUUUAUAAAAGUUA